Molecule: messenger RNA, 1516 nt
Organism: Cuscuta campestris
Lineage: Eukaryota; Viridiplantae; Streptophyta; Magnoliopsida; Solanales; Convolvulaceae
Source: the annotation of a GenBank genome assembly
GGAAUAUCCAUGGCGGAUUCGGGCAUCUCACGGAAUUUCCGCUUUGCAUAUUCCGUCUUCUUCUUCCCUUUAAAUAGGGCAAUCCGCCUUCUUCUCUCCUCCGUCCUGAGCCUUCUCUCUGUCGCCAUUCCCGUGAGUUAACCCCCCACGCAUUCCGAUGGCUCUCAAGGCCGUUCACGUCGCCGACAUUCCUAAUAUCGGCCAGGUCCCGGAGAACGCCUCCCCGGCUCUCUGCCCCAACCGCUUCCCUCCUCAAGGGGUGGAAAUCGGGAGAGCCGCAGCCGGCGCCGCGUUCCGGCCGCCUAAAUUCGUGGUUAUCGGGCACAGAGGGAGCGGGAUGAACGUGCUGCAGUCGUCGGAUCGGAGAAUGAAGGAUUUGAAGGAGAACUCCCUUCGCUCUUUCAAUGCCGCCGCCGAUUACUUCGCCGAUUACAUUGAAUUUGACGUCCAGGUUACCAAAGACGACUGUCCGGUCAUCUUCCACGACGAUUUCAUUCUAUCCCAAGAGAAUGAUACAAUCUUAGAGAAGAGGGUCACGGAAUUGAGCUUAGCAGAAUUCCUGAGCUACGGGCCGCAAAGGGAGAUCACCGGCGGCGGUGGAGGCGGAGGCGCAACCGGGAAACCUCUGGUCAGAAGAAUGAAGGACGGGAAGAUCUUGAGAUGGUCCGUGGAGGCAGACGACCCACUGUGCACCCUCCAAGAAGCCCUGGAAAAGGUGAACCCAAACCUAGGGUUCAACAUCGAGCUGAAAUUCGACGACCACGUGUCCUACCCACAAGACCACCUCCGGCGAGUCCUCGGCACGGUCCUCCGCGUCGUGUUCGAGCACGCCAACGACCGCCCGAUCCUCUUCUCCACCUUCCAGCCGGACGCGGCGGUGAUGGCGAAGAAGCUGCAGAGCACGUACCCGGUGUUCUUCCUCACCAACGGCGGCUCCGAGGCCUACCCGGACCCGAGGCGGAACUCGCUGGAGGAAGCGGUGAAGGUGUGCGAGGAGGGAGGCCUGGAAGGGAUAGUCUCGGAGGUGAAGGGCGUGUUCAAGAACCCGGCGGCGGUGAACAAGAUCAAGGGUUCCAAUCUCACCCUCUUCACCUACGGCCAGCUGAACAAUGUGGUGGAAGCGGUGUACAUGCAGCACAUAAUGGGCAUCGACGGCGUGAUUGUGGACCUCGUCGGAGAAAUAUCGGCGGCGGUGGCGGACAUGUUGAGACCAUCGGAGGAGGAAGUCAGGGACGGUGGAGAUGGGGAGGAGAUGAAGACUGACGAGAAGCCCAAAUUCUCGCCCAAGGAGUUGUCUUUCUUGUUGAAGCUUAUUCCACAGCUCAUACAACAUUAAUGGGAUUUGUACGUGUCUCUCUCUGUGUAAAUAGGGAAUUUGUAUGUAAAGUAGCUUCCCCCGUCACUGUUGUCAUCGUUAGUCUUUUUCAUGAUGACGGUUCAUUGGGUUGGUGUCCGCUUUCAUAAAAACAUUAAUAUUGCGUUUAUGUUGAGACUGACAUAAAUAUUGUGUGUAUAU